AUGUCAAAGGGUCUGGCUCUUGCGCGUCUAUUUCAUCAACAAGGGCAUACCGUGAUUGGAGCUGAUGUGGACGCCUUGGCGUGCGGUCGCGUGUCGCGCGCUGUCCGCAGGUUUUACCAUUUACCAGCCCCGGCUUCCAAUCCGAGUUCUCGGCUGGGCAAAACGUCGCACUACGUGGAAGCUCUUGUGCGCAUUGCCAAGAGAGAGGAGAUUGAUCUGUGGGUGUCUGUAUCCGGAGUUGGGUCCGCCUUCCAGGAUUCCGUCGCCAAGGAUGUAAUUGAGCGGCUCACUGCCACGAGAGUCAUUCAAUUCGACGCGCAGCUGGUAACUACUUUGGACGCUAAAGAUACUUUUAUUGACUACGUGCGGAACCAAGGUCUCAAAGUCCCCGACAGCCAUAAGAUCCGGGACAGAAACGACCUGAUCUCGUUUCUCGUCAGUCGCGGCGGGCUCGUCCAGAAGCCGGGUUCAACCCGGUACCUGAUCAAACCCGUGGGCGUAGACGACGCAGCCAGACUUGACAUGCCGCUUCUGCCGCUUCCAACCGAGAAGCAGACGCUGUCGCGCAUCGACACUCUCCGUUUCCGCAUGUCGUCCUACAUUGCGCAAGAAUUCGUCCAAGGCAACGAGUACUGCACACACUCAUUGGUCAUCCGCGGUCGAGUCAGGGCUUUUGUUGGCUGUCGAUCGAGCGAUCUUUUGAUGCGAUACGAAGCGCUCCCGCAAAACUCACCACUCUGUCAGUCCAUGCGUCGAUUCACCUCGGCCGUGGCGGAGCACGCCGGAGAUGCUUUCACUGGGCACUUGAGCUUCGAUUUCAUGGUCCGCCCCUCGAGUGACGGCUCCGACGAGGCAGGGCAGAUAUACCCCAUCGAGUGUAAUCCGAGGGCGCACACGGCCGUUGUGUUGUUCAGGGAUACGCCGCAACUGGCCAACCUCUAUCUCUCGGCUCUGGACCCAGACGUCAGCGGCAGCAAAGUCCUGUACCCGCAGCAUGUGCAGCGGUACUACUGGUUUGGACAAGAUCUGGUGGAGACGCUGUUUUGUCCGGCGUAUAACAUCAUAUGCCGCGGUGAAGGCAGCAUAAAGGGCCUGCUUUCUCAAGUAGCCUUGUUUACCGAUCAUGUACUGUACUGGAAAGACGGGACAUUUGAGGCGUGGGAUCCCUGGCCAUUCUGGUGGCUCUAUCAUGUGCAAUGGCCAGCUCGGUUGGUUUAUUGCUUGGUGAGCGGGAAGAAAUGGGAAAAGGCCAAUGUCAGUACAGGCAAGAUGUUUGAAGUUGCCUGA
Messenger RNA from Cordyceps militaris CM01, 1287 nucleotides. RefSeq lists its product as uncharacterized. The transcript has a single exon. The record is from RefSeq and is a predicted model, not a curated record. NCBI's taxonomy places the organism in Eukaryota, Fungi, Ascomycota, Sordariomycetes, Hypocreales, Cordycipitaceae. Gene Ontology annotation, molecular function: ATP binding; metal ion binding. Bases 1 to 1287 code for a protein of 428 amino acids.